This is a messenger RNA of Alternaria alternata, 1273 nucleotides long. RefSeq lists its product as hypothetical. Gene Ontology annotation, biological process: mitochondrial fission. Gene Ontology annotation, cellular component: mitochondrion. Bases 188 to 1156 code for a protein of 322 amino acids. The record is from RefSeq and is a predicted model, not a curated record. The transcript has 3 exons. Lineage: Eukaryota; Fungi; Ascomycota; Dothideomycetes; Pleosporales; Pleosporaceae.
UGUGACGUCGAGCUGCCGAGGUGCGCUCUGGUUAGGGUAGGCAGUAGUGGUACCAAAGAAGCAUGGAGGUCUACGCCGGCGCAUCUCUCCAGGACUUGCUUUCACUCUCUUUUGUCCGUCAUUUGUCCGUCCUUUGUUUAUCUUUUGAAAGUCUGAGCAUAGGAAGAACCCUUACAACACAUUAGCCAUGGCGAAAGACGACAACAAGAAGAUCGUAGAGGUCGAUGGCGUACCGGUGGAGCGUCAAGGCACACGACCGGAUUUCUCAAUUCCACCAGCUAGGAAACAGCUGCCGAAAGAGCUUCAGGACACGCUCAACGAUGACGAGAAAAUGUGGGAUGUGCUCUACGACGGCGAAGCCGAAGACACAACAGAUACGAACAUCCGAUAUGCCGCGUACGCCUCCCGAAUUCGCACCAUCAUGCUUUCCGCGCAUCGCUAUGUAGCCUACACCUCUGACAUUGGCGAGUCCUUCCGCCCCAUCGCACAUCCUUACCUAGUCAAAGGUGCCUAUGGUAUAUCCUGGCUCUACCUCACUGGUGACGUUGCCCACGAAGGCUACAAAGCUUACUGUCGCAACCAACACAUACUCCACCCCGAGAACUACAUCGACGAAGCAGCAGAGAAGAGUCUAGGAGAAGGCAAGGAUAAAGAUCUCGCGGCAACAGGAAAGACUGCUAGUACAGGCAUUCUCGACAAGGUGCAAGACCUGGCAAGGAAUGCUACAAGUACAGAAGGUGUCAAGUAUGGUGAAGCCGGGGGCCCAUUGACCGGUGGCCAGGUGGUUGCGGGCAAGAUACCUGCGAUUGAGGAUUACAGGGCUGUGAUGGCGCAGAGAGCCGUGUUCCAGGCUGUUGCUUCUAUGGGUCUACCUGCUUUUACUAUCCACAGUAUCGUCAGGUACUCUGGGCGCGCACUGAAGGAUGCGAAGAACAAGACCUUGAGGACUUGGGGACCCAUUGGGCUUGGUCUUGCAGCAGUCCCGUUCCUCCCCUUUGUCUUCGACGAGCCAGUCGAACACGCUACUGAAUGGAUCUUCUAUAAUGCGUUCAAGACGUUUGGUGGCGAGGAAGCAGUCGCGGGCAGACCGGCGGUUGGCGUGAAAGAGUUGAGGAAAGAGGAGACACAAACGAAUAAGUUGAAGAAGGAGUUGUAGAGAGUUUUUGCUAUAGAGGCAUACCAUGUCUUAAUCGACAUCUGUAGAUACACGACGCAUGUAAUCCACUCAGUAUCAAUGUACAUAUGUGACGCACCCUCGGAACUGAUUGAGUUG